AUGGUCAACACAGGCAUGCAAUUGAUCAGCUUCACCUGUGCGGUAACAGGUUGGGUCAUGGCCAUCGCUGUGACGGCCUUGCCUCAGUGGAAGGUGUCCGCCUUCAUCGGCAGCAACAUCCUCACCUCCGAGAUCAAGUGGGAGGGCAUCUGGAUGAACUGCAUCUACCAGGCCACGGGCCACAUGCAGUGCAAGACCUACGACUCCAUUCUGGCUCUGCCCCCGGACCUCCAGGCAGCUCGUGCCCUCAUGUGUGUGGCAAUUUUCCUGGGCUGGCUGUCCUGCACCGUGUCCUGCUGUGGAAUGAAAUGCACCACGUGCGCUGGUGACGACCGCCGCGCCAAGGCAGGCAUCGCCCUCUCCGGCGGCGUGCUAUUCAUCCUGACGGGCCUGUGCGUGCUGGUGCCCGUCUCGUGGACCGCCAACACGGUGGUCCAGGACUUCUACAACCCCAAAGUGCCUGUCAUGUACAAGCGAGAGCUGGGCCAGGCGAUCUACCUGGGCUGGGCAUCUGCGGUUAUUCUGAUGAUCAGCGGGGCCGUGCUGAGCAGCACCUGCCCCCAUAUCGAGAGCGGAGGAGGGGAGUACCGCCGGGGGUACAUGGGCCGGAGCUUUCCUAACACGCGCCCCUCCCCCCUCGCACCUGAUCCUCCGAAACCGAUCGCCUCCAACAGCGUGCCCCUAAAGGAAUACGUUUAGUCCAGAGAAAAGAUGUGAAGAAUGUCAACAGGGUUGGAGUAUGGGAAGGCGCAAGGUUGAGAACGAGAAGAGGAAGUAGAAGGCUGGAGAAGGAAAAACUGUGACUGACUGUUGUGGAGGUGAGGUGUUGUGACUUGGAAGGUUUUUGAAGAUGUGACGCAUUAGAUUUGAAACUCUGCCGUUCUUUCGCGUUCUGCUAGCGUGAUGCAUUUUGAUGAUACUUAAAUAUUUAUUUCAAAUGUAUUUUUUCACGGCCUCAAUUUUAUAUUUAUUUAUAUAUAAUUGAGGCUUUUUCCAUAAUGCCUAGCAUUAUCCGCCUCAUGUAUUCCCUUAUUGACUUCAUUACACAUUUAUUACACUGAUAUUUGGUAUUAGUGCGUGGACAGAUCACAAUAUUGCCUGGAAGACACGACAUCAAUCACCAUAAACACCUUUAAGAUAUUGUGGUUUUGUGACUUGUGGUGUGAAGAUUGGAGUGAUUUCUUUCACAAUUCUUUUCAGAUGACUAUUAAAUCUGUGAAAUAAUUCA
Messenger RNA from Oncorhynchus masou masou (cherry salmon), 1228 nucleotides. Its product is annotated as claudin-7-like. The transcript has a single exon. Gene Ontology annotation, biological process: cell adhesion; bicellular tight junction assembly. The coding region runs from base 1 to 699 and encodes 232 amino acids. Lineage: Eukaryota; Metazoa; Chordata; Actinopteri; Salmoniformes; Salmonidae. Gene Ontology annotation, molecular function: structural molecule activity. Gene Ontology annotation, cellular component: bicellular tight junction; plasma membrane. The record is from RefSeq and is a predicted model, not a curated record.